This is a messenger RNA of Recurvomyces mirabilis, 1293 nucleotides long. RefSeq lists its product as uncharacterized. Lineage: Eukaryota; Fungi; Ascomycota; Dothideomycetes; Mycosphaerellales; Teratosphaeriaceae. The transcript is spliced from 5 exons. The coding region runs from base 1 to 1293 and encodes 430 amino acids. The record is from RefSeq and is a predicted model, not a curated record.
AUGACUGCUGAGCACGCCAGAGAGCAGCUAGUAUACUCGCAAGGCCACUGCCAUGGUCUACCAUCUCUGGACGACAAUAUCCGAGGCUUAUCAGCCAUUGUCGUCGGUGCAAGUGGCAUGUCUGGACAGUCUAUGGUCGAUAUACUCGUACAGACUCCGACACGAUGGAAUAAGAUCUUUGCUCUUUGCCGACGACCGCCGAAGGCCACUGCCGAGUCGGUGAAGCAUGUUCCAAUGGACCUCUUGAAGACGCCCGAAGAUAAUGCAGCUACACUUUCCGAGCAUAGUGUGCGGGCAGACGUUGUAUUCUUCUUUGGCUAUGUACAGCUAAGUGCCGAAGAGCGCAAGUACAGCGGAGCGAGCGAAGAUAGUGCGCAGAAGCUGGCAGACGUUAACGAGAGCUGCUCAGGCAAGAUCUUCAAAAGCUUCUUGACAGCUUUAGAUCUUGCAUCUAUCAGACCGAAGCGGAUUCUUCUACAGACAGGCUUGAAGAACUAUCAGGGUCAUCAAGGUCCAGCAAAGGUACCAUUCGAUGAAGCUGAUCCACGAAUUAAUCUGGGACCACUCUUCUACUUCGACCAGGAAGACAUCCUGUUCGAGCACUGUCGUACCCAUCAUAGCACAUCCUACAAUGUCACCAUGCCUUCUUGGAUCAUUGGUGCCGUAGAGGCUUCUGACAUGACGACCAUAUAUCCCUUGGCGGUAUAUGCAUCCGUUCAGCGUCAACUCGGCCAGCUGUUGGCUUUUCCAGGAGAUACUGCAGCCUGGGAGAAGAUCAUGCCGAUGUCAUCCGCAGUACUGAACUCGUUGUUUCAUGAAUGGGUCGUCCUGACAGAUAAUACUGCCAAUCAGCGCUUCAACAUCGUGGAUGGGUCGGAAUUUACAUGGAUGGCUGCCUGGCCACGGAUUGCGGAGUGGUUUGGCAUCGAGUGGUCCCCGCCACAAGAGGAUGAGAGCCUAUAUCGGACUGUCGAGAUGCCUGUCAGGCCACGAGGAUAUGGACCUAAAGGACGCUGUCGUUCGAGCUUCGAUCUUAUAGAGUGGUCUCAACGUCCGCACACCCGGGCAGCGUGGAAGACAAUCAAGGAAGAACAUGAGCUCAAGAGCGAGCCGCUUGCCGGCCCGGGUGGCAUGUUUGCAGCGUUACAAUUCUCACUCACUACGUCAUGGUCGUGGGCCACCAAAAUGGACAAAGCCAGGAAGUACGGCUGGCACGGCUUCGUGGACAGCGCUGAAUCGCUGCAUGGUGUGAUGGUGGAGCUCGCUAAGCAGCGAAUGUUGCCGCCGAUAUAA